AUGUUGAAGUCUCGGUUACAGGAGGCUGAGAAAGCUGUUGGUGAGGACAAUAAUAGUGAUUGUGUUAAUGGUAGUUGUUUUGUUGUUCAGUCAGUGCCCGAGAGGAGCACGAGAAGUAAGGGGACCAAGAAAUCUUCUGGAGGAAUCGAUGAGCUUCCGGAUCCAGAAUCGGAAGAAUUGGUUGCCUGGCGUCUCCGGUCGCAAGAUCUAGAGCAAGAACUGGACGAUCUCAAACGUGAUUACCAACAGAUGGAAACUGACUGGUCCAACAGGCUCGUCGAAGAGCAGGGCAAUAGAGCGUUGCCGAUCGUCAUGGUCGCCACUUGUGUUGCACUAACAGUGGGAGCUGGAAGUGUAUACGCUGUAAACCAUUACCAUCACAAGGACAGAUUGAAGAUGUGCGAGAGACAACUAGAGUUUGAGAAUCGCAUCGCUUCGCUUGAUCGAGCCUAUACCGAAACCCUUGCCGAUUUAGCGGCCACAGAAAAAGCCUUGGAGUCAGCUAACGCCGAGGUCGUUCGGUUACAGCAACCUCUUCAAAAAGGAGAUCAAAACUCUGCAUGGUGGAAUUCUCUCAAGUUUUGGUGA
Perkinsus marinus ATCC 50983 is the source of this 588-nucleotide messenger RNA. RefSeq lists its product as hypothetical. NCBI's taxonomy places the organism in Eukaryota, Perkinsozoa, Perkinsida, Perkinsidae. The record is from RefSeq and is a predicted model, not a curated record. The transcript has 6 exons. The coding region runs from base 1 to 588 and encodes 195 amino acids.